UCACUUGACGUCGAACCCCAUAAACAACUUGACGACGGAUCAACAACGUCUGAUUAUUUUUUCUGGAAUAUGAAGUGUCAAAACGCUUCAUGAGGAUUCAGUUUUACGUUAUCAGUGGAACAAUUACUUUAGUGAUUGUCUCCCUUGGGACGAUGUCCCUCAUACGGAGGCUACUUCGGCAGCAUUCAAACCGGAUUGCCAGUGGCGAUGUAGAUGUUAUGAACAUGAGUUCUAUUACCUCGAGUGAAUCAGCUGGCACGGUCCCAACAAAGACAGGUCGAUCUGAUUCGGCGAAGACGAGUUCUACUACAGACGGGUCCUGUCACGACUCGUCAUCUGAUGUCACAUCAGAGAGUGUCGACUGUAGACGUAAACGGCGGAAACUGAGCUCACUUCUAAGGCGGAAGAGCAAGAAAGAGUUGAAGUUGGACCGGAAACAGCGCGAGAUUCUCCAGAUCGACGCUGAAAUAAAGGAGGUGAUGCGCAUGCUCAAACAUAUAGAUGUUAGGGAGAUCGCUCUGGACGAGGAAGUUCAGUUCAAGAAAUUAGAGCUUAUAUCCAUGUUUCCAAACGUGACAGAAGAAGCCGAGGCGGACGUCCGACGUAAGGGAACGUUAUACCACAGACGGUUCACGAACAUCAAGACUGCCACAGAUGCCAAGAGCCUGCUGACCAUGAUCAGGACAAGGAAAUACGCCUUAGAUCAACUCGAAAUUCUCACCUACCGGAAAUACGUCAACAUGCAACACGAUAUCGAGUCUAAAGACACGUCCACGGCUCCUCCCCUCAAUCCAUGUCGGCCGAACUUUGAUCACCUAUUCAGUGUGAUACGAGAGAGAAUAGCCGUCCAACAACAGCCCGGAAGUCUGUUUGCAGAUUUUGACGCAUCUGUGGAUGACGUUUUCCCGACAAUUUCCGGUUCGACUUCAUCCACCCAUAACGGAAACCGACAUCUCCGACUGGACCCGACACAUGUGGGACCGUCCGAGUCUAUAGUCUGAAUGUGGUGUUGUUGGCUAAGGUGUUUCAUUUUGUCUCCGAUCAUGAUAAUGGUACGGGAGUAGCGAGCCCUAGUUCUUGUCAUUUGAACAGUGUUUUCACCAGUGUUAGGGACUUUGUCGUUCACUCUUGCGAAUAAAAUAAUGACGUUGAUAUUUUUUUCACAAUUCCAAUACACUUAACUGAUUACAUUAUAUGGUUAGGUGUUUAUGUGUUUUGUCAUUGGAGUUUUAUAUAUAAUUUUACUUGUAAAUGCAGUAUGGUCCCCAUCCAACGCUGUUAUACAUUGUAGAUGUCGUACGAAUCAUACAUAGGAACUUGCCCCUGACAACUGACGCUUUCAGAUCUGAAGUGUUCUUUAUACCACAUCAUUAUAUCAUAUACAUCUAUAAAAAAGAAACAAUCAUGUCGGUUUCUGCAUUUUAAUAAGUUGUCUGGUAAAUAUAUAGGAAGAAAAUAAGAAUUAAGAAAAAAAAACAAUCCGCCGUGCCGUAAUAGCGACUGCCACAGCUCGCUGCCGUGACCAGGAUUCGAACCUGGGUUGUCGCGGCCACAACGCGAAGUACUAACCACUAUACUAUCACGGCUGUAUUGUCGGAUACAGUAACGACGUUCUAAUAAUAGACCGGUCUUUUCAGUCUGGGAAAACCACGUGCACGUUGUUCAGUGAUACCAGCAAAAUAUUUUGUUAGAUUAGUUGUUAUUUGGUAAGUACCACAAUACUUACAGAAUGACAAUAACGUUUUUCCUCAGAAUAUGCAUUUUGAAGUAAAUCACAAUCUAUUGACCUGAUCUUUGAUCUCAACAUUACAGAUACACUUUAUAUGUAGUGUACUUAUGUGUAUGUAGAGCGUUUAGUCUCGCAGUCCCCAGACUCUCGUCCCUCGCUCGAGACUGCCUCUCGUUUGAGUCUCGAGCGAGGACGAGAGUCUGGGGAAUGCGAGACUAGUAGAGCAUUAUGUACAUUUCAUUUCAUUUUAUUUGACCAUGCGUGGAUAUACAGAGGGAUGAAAGUAUCAUAAAGAUGUAAAUUUAUAUUUGAAUUAAAAUAUCUACUCCGGGGAACAUACGAAAUUGAUUUUUUUGAUAAAGUUACAUAACUUUUUUAAGGAAGACAGUACAUGAUUCUCGCUUUGGGUGCGAGAAGUUCCUGGUUCGAAUCCCGGACAAGCCAGCUACAAUUUUGGAUACGACUCCAAUAAACUGUACAAUAAAUGUAACUUAUGGUUACUACAGAACAAAAUAUCGUCCUUACCAACGAUAUCAACCAUGUACACCUUCAAUAAAUGUAACACUUCUUUUUCAGAAGAAUGUUAGCGGAGGUCAAUUUUUCGACAUACCUGUUAUUCCCAUUCAUUUACACACCUCGGGAUACGUGUUAUCUCGGGCCACUGUAGAACUAUUGGUAUGAAUAAGUUAUUGACACCGGUGUUUGGUGAAUUGUAAAAUUGCCAUCAAUACUUCACACCUCGUUUUCAAUAUCAUAUUGAUGUAAAUACUGUUACGCCAUGCUAUGUUUUAAUUUCUAUAAAUAUAUUUGUACUCGGGUGUAUAACACGGAGUUUAUGAACGUGUUCAAUAACUUAAUAGGUUACGACUCUAGGCAAUUGGCAUAUCAAAUUAUUGACGACUUUUAAAAAUUUUAUAUUACAUACUGGUGAAAUAUUCUAGUUAUCGCUGAUUAUCACGAGAAAAGAAACGAAACUCUGACAUUAUUUUCCUGACAAUACAUGCGAUUUCGGCUCAGACUGUUUGGUUUUUCAUUUUUAGAGAGUUAUGACGUCACAAUGUCUUUAUGUCAUGAUCUUCUGGCGGAAUUUUUAGAAUAGCCAUAUUGUAUGAUAGAGAAGACCAGUAAUGUAGUGAAAAGUAAUUCACUAUCAUAGCAGGCGAAUUUACUUGAUGAAGUUGUAAUUUAUUAUUUGAAGCAUUUAGCAGAAAAAUAUUUAAUAGAUUAUAUAAAAGAUUUUUUUUAAUUGACAAAAAUAAUCCGCCGUGCCGUAACAGCGACUGCCACAGCUCGCU
Molecule: messenger RNA, 3024 nt
Organism: Pecten maximus
Lineage: Eukaryota; Metazoa; Mollusca; Bivalvia; Pectinida; Pectinidae
Exons: 3
Coding region: 90-1001 (303 amino acids)
Source: RefSeq, a predicted model, not a curated record